Molecule: messenger RNA, 4914 nt
Organism: Cheilinus undulatus (humphead wrasse)
Lineage: Eukaryota; Metazoa; Chordata; Actinopteri; Labriformes; Labridae
Gene: erbb3b
Product: erb-b2 receptor tyrosine kinase 3b
Exons: 28
Coding region: 218-4585 (1455 amino acids)
Biological process (GO): cell surface receptor protein tyrosine kinase signaling pathway; positive regulation of kinase activity; protein phosphorylation
Cellular component (GO): signaling receptor complex; basal plasma membrane
Molecular function (GO): neuregulin receptor activity; protein tyrosine kinase activity; neuregulin binding
Source: RefSeq, a predicted model, not a curated record
GCGAAAUUUAACCGCUCUUUUUUAGCUUAGUUUGCGUUUUUUCACUUCCUUUGAAGUCUUAUUUUUCAUUCGCAGUAAUUCUGACAAACUUGGGAGCCUGAUUGAGCUUUACUGUAUUUAUUUUACCCUCGAUUUAUCCAUCCUUUACAUUGCUAGCUGCACGAAGGACUACCUGAGCCUGUGUGAUAUGAUAAGCUUUCACUAAAUCUACUUCAACAUGCUCCAGCUGUGGCGGGUCAUAUUCUUUUGUGCAACAUUAUCAUGGAAGCUACAAACUGUAUCAUCCCAAACACAUGAAGUGGUGUGUCCUGGUACACAAAAUGGACUGAGCUCCACAGGUUCCCAGGAGAACCAGUACAACUUGACUAAGGACCGCUAUACUGGCUGUGAGAUCAUUAUGGGAAACCUGGAGAUCACUCAGAUUGAGAGUAACUGGGACAUCUCCUUCCUCAAGACAGUCCGCGAGGUGACUGGCUACGUCCUCAUUGCUGUGAAUAACUUUCAGGAGAUUCCUCUGGGGCAGCUUCGAGUCAUCAGAGGAAACAGCCUCUAUGAAAGGCGCUUUGCUCUUUCUAUCUUCUUCAACUACCCCAAGGAUGGCUCUAAUGGUCUGUGGCAGCUUGGGCUUGCAAAUCUGACAGAGAUUCUGGAGGGAGGAGUGCAGAUUAUCAACAACAAGUACCUGAGUUAUGGGCCCUGGAUCUACUGGCAGGAUAUCAUCAGGGACAACAGCGCUCCUGUUGACAUCCAGUACAAUGGAGAGAGAGGCCCGUGCCACAAAUCUUGUGGAGAUUACUGCUGGGGGCCAAAUAAGGACCAGUGUCAAAUCUUGACUAAGACGGUGUGCGCUCCACAGUGUAAUGGCCGCUGUUUUGGGACGAGCCCUAGGGACUGCUGUCACAUAGAGUGUGCAGCAGGAUGUAAAGGCCCUCUGGAUGUGGACUGUUUUGCCUGCCGUCAUUUUAACGACUCUGGAGCCUGUGUACCUCAGUGUCCGCAGACUUUGAUUUACAACAAGCAGACAUUUCAGAUGGAGACCAACCCCAACGCUAAAUAUCAGUACGGCUCCAUUUGUGUCUCCCAGUGCCCCACCCAUUUUGUUGUGGAUGGUAGCUCCUGUGUGAGUGCUUGUCCUCCAGAUAAGAUGGAAGUAGAGAGAGAGGGCCAGAGGCAGUGUGAGCUCUGCAGCGGACUCUGUCCAAAAGUGUGUGAAGGUACGGGUGCUGAGCACAGACAAACUGUAGACUCAAGCAACAUUGACAGCUUCAUUAACUGCACCAAGAUCCAGGGCAGCCUUCACUUCCUGGUCACAGGGAUUCUUGGUGACGACUUUAAGAACAUCCCACCCCUGGAUGCUAAAAAACUGGAAGUUUUCCGCACUGUAAGAGAAAUUACAGAUAUCCUAAACAUCCAAUCAUGGCCAAAAGAACUAAAUGAUCUGUCAGUUUUUUCAAGUCUGACUACCAUUCAAGGGAGGUCGCUCUACAAGCGUUUUUCUCUGAUGGUCAUGCGCAUCCCCACUCUCACCUCACUGGGUCUGCGCUCGCUGCGUGAGAUCAGUGAUGGCAGCGUGUACAUCAGUCAGAACGCCAACCUCUGUUACCAGCACACCGUCAACUGGGCACAGCUGUUCAGAGGCCGCAGAGUCAGAGUCAACAACCUCAGCAACAACAAACCACUGGCAGAAUGUGCUGCAGAGGGACAUGUGUGUGACCCGCUGUGUUCAGACUCCGGCUGCUGGGGUCCGGGGCCUGACCAGUGCGUCUCCUGCAGGAAUUACAGCCGAGAGGGCACAUGUGUGGGCAGUUGUAAUUUUCAUACUGGAAUUCCAAGAGAAUUUGCCCGACCUAAUGGGGAAUGUGUGGCCUGUCAUCCAGAGUGUAAGCCUCAGAGUGGGAGAAGCAGCUGCACUGGGCUGGGUGCAGAUGAAUGUGAGGCAUGUGUCAACUUCCAAGAUGGUCCUUACUGCAUGUCCUUCUGUCCCACUGGAGUGAACGAUGGUCAGAGGGGGCUGAUCUUUAAAUAUCCCAACAGAGAGGGUUACUGUGAACCGUGUCACCACAACUGCACACAGGGAUGCACAGGCCCAGGUUUAAAGGACUGUUUAGAGGCAGCAAGUCUGGCAGUGAGCAGUGGUCAGAUCACGGGUAUAGCUUUAGGUGUCCCAGCAGGUUUGAUUUUCUGCCUGGUGUUGUUUUUCCUCGGCCUGCUCUACCACCGAGGUCUAGCCAUACGCCGCAAGAGAGCCAUGAGGAGGUACCUGGAGAGUGGAGAGAGUUUUGAGCCCCUAGGUCCUGGAGAGAAAGGUACUAAGGUUCAUGCUCGCAUCCUGAGGCCUUCAGAGUUGAAGAAAAUCAAAGCACUUGGCUCAGGAGUUUUUGGCACAGUAUACAAGGGUUUUUGGACUCCAGAGGGGGAGACAGUGAAGAUCCCUGUAGCCAUAAAGACCAUCCAGGACAGCUCAGGCCGACAGACCUUUAUAGAGAUCACUGAUCAUAUGCUCUCCAUGGGCAGCCUGGACCAUCCCUACAUUGUGAGGCUGCUUGGUAUCUGUCCAGGUCCAACUCUGCAGCUGGUGACCCAGCUCAGCUCUCAUGGAUCCUUACUGGAGCACAUCAGGCACCACAAGACCAGCCUGGAUCCCCAGCGCCUGCUCAACUGGUGUGUGCAGAUAGCUAAGGGUAUGUAUUAUCUGGAGGAGCAUUGCAUGGUUCACAGGAACCUUGCUGCCCGUAACAUCCUGCUGAAGAACGGCUACCAGGUCCAGAUAUCAGACUAUGGCGUGGCAGACUUGCUCUAUCCUGACGACAAGAAAUACGUCUACACUGACACAAAGACUCCCAUAAAAUGGAUGGCCCUUGAAAGCAUCUUGUUUAGACGGUACACUCAUCAGAGUGACGUUUGGAGUUAUGGGGUGACAGUGUGGGAGAUGAUGUCAUUUGGGGCAGAGCCAUAUGCGUCCGUGCAGCCUCAGGAGGUGCCAGGUCUGUUGGAGAAGGGUGAAAGACUGUCACAGCCACACAUCUGCACUAUAGACGUCUACAUGGUCAUGGUUAAAUGCUGGAUGAUUGAUGAAAACAUAAGGCCGACAUUUAAAGAACUGGCAAGUGAUUUUACCCGCAUGGCAAGAGACCCUCCUAGAUAUUUAGUCAUCAAGUCUGAGGAAGCAGAAAUGGCCUCAGGAGAGAUCCAUCGAAGAGAGUCAGAGAGAGGGCUUCUGGAGGCAGCUUUGGAAGACCAGGAUGAGGAAGGACUGGAGGAUGGUUUGGCUACUCCUCCUCUUCAACACUCUCCAUCUUGGAGUUUGUCUCGGUCCAGGAUUAAUUCUUAUAAGAGUGGUACCUCUCAGGCCGGACCACUUGGAUACCUGCCGAUGACCCCUAGCCCUGUUGACAGUAUUCGUCAGCUGUGGCUUCAGAGGUCUCGAUUGAGCUCUGUGCGGACACUGCCUGAAAGGUCAGAGCUCUGGGGAGCCAACAGGGAGGCAGAGCCACGAGAGGAAGGGUCUCGAAGCAGGGGGAGUCUUCACAGAGCCAGGUUUGGUUCAGAGAGGGGAAAUCCCAGAAAAUUAAUUGGGCGACACCGGAAACUCUCUACAGCAUCAAGUCCAUGCUCGUAUAAGGUGUGGACAGCAGAGGAAGAGGAGGAGGUGGAUCACUAUGGCUACGUCCUGGCCGGGUCACCUGUUACCCCAGAGAGAGUCUGUAGGGUUGCUAAAUCUGGGCGAAGAAACCAAAAACUCAAGGAUAAUCUGUCCCUUGUGGUGAGGAGUCCCUCUCAGGAGUAUGAAAUCAUGAGCAAAAAGUCAAGCUCCACCAGCUGCAACCUAACACAAGCCAGUGCCCCUGGUCCUUCAUUAUUACCUAAUCCUAAAUCUUCACCUUUACCCUCUACAACCUCCAUUGCCCCAUUAACUGUAGAGAAUGAAGAAACUCUGGCUUCAGUCUCAGUUUUGUCAAAUAAGCAAGAACAGGGUAGUUGUAAUAGUAAUAUUGCAGAUCAAAGAGAUUCCUCAGAGGAACAUCAGCCCUCUAAAGACUGUAACAGUGGGAUUAGAGCUGUUGGUGACCAAGGAGAUGAAGCCAAAGGGAAAUGCAGGUAUGAAUACAUGGAUAUCAGGCGAUGUGACUCUACAGAGGGAGAGGAUCAGGCAUGGGAGAAAAGUAGGAGCCAAACAUCUGUCGCAGAGACAGAGGAAACAACCCAAACUGUGGAGGUGUUGAAAAAAGAGCCUGAGGAGGAAGAGGAGCAGAACACAAAUAAACAACUACUGCAAGGGGAUCUGAGUGGUACCGUCGUGCCCAGGCCAGAUGUGCUCACAGCUGGAGGAGAAAAGGUGGAGGAGUAUGAGGAGAUGGCCAGACUUGGAGUGGUUCCCAGGGGGUGGGAGCAGACAGACUACCAGAACCUCCCAGUGAAGGGGAGGACCGUUGGCGAGGAUAUGGGCAGCGGCAGGUGUGCAGAGAUUGGGGGAUACAUCAAGGUGUGUGCUGGCAUGGGGGAACCUGGCAGCAACACAUCGUUUGACAACCCAGACUACUGGCACAGCAGACUGUUCAUCAAGGCAGAUGCUGUACGUACCUAAUAAUGUGGCCCGGGACUGAGAAAGUUAUGUAGCUGUCUUUUUUUUUUUUCUUUUUUGUAUUGUGUAACUAUUUUUAAAAGAUAUGCUAAACAACAAGAAAAAAUAGAGUUUUUAAAGAAAUAUACAAAUAGAAGUCAUUGUAUGUAGUAGAUAGCUGGUUUUAAAAAGAAAUAUACGAGUUGUUACAGGACAAAAAAGAACUUUAUGCAUAUAAAACAAGUGUUUUCAGGUUAAAUGAUAUGGUAAUCAGUCCCUGCAGGAGAAAAAAGGCAUUUUUAAGAUUACCCAUGUCUCUGUUAUUGUGACAAUAUUGUUUACAGUACUUUUGU